Elephantulus edwardii (Cape elephant shrew) is the source of this 930-nucleotide messenger RNA. RefSeq names its product olfactory receptor 4A47-like. The transcript is spliced from 2 exons. Gene Ontology annotation, molecular function: olfactory receptor activity; G protein-coupled receptor activity. Lineage: Eukaryota; Metazoa; Chordata; Mammalia; Macroscelidea; Macroscelididae. The record is from RefSeq and is a predicted model, not a curated record. Bases 1 to 930 code for a protein of 309 amino acids. Gene Ontology annotation, cellular component: membrane. Gene Ontology annotation, biological process: G protein-coupled receptor signaling pathway.
AUGGAACCAAGGAACAACGUGACUUACUUUGUCCUCCUGGGACUCACCCAGAACCCAAAGGAACAGAAGGUCCUUUUCGUCCUUUUCUUGCUCUUCUACCUUUUGACCAUGGUGGGAAACUUGCUCAUUGUCGUGACUGUGGCUUUCAGUAAGGCCCUGGACACGCCUAUGUACUUCUUUCUUGGAAGCCUGUCAUUUAUGGAUGUCAUUUAUUCUUCAUCCAUCUCCCCCAAAUUGAUUUCAGACUUGUUCUUUGGGAAGACAACCAUAUCCUUCAAAUCUUGUAUGAUUCAGCUCUUCACAGAACACUUCUUUGGUGGGUCAGAGGUCUUCCUUCUAUUGGCGAUGGCCUACGAUCGCUAUGUGGCCAUCUGUAAGCCUUUGCAUUACUUGGUUAUUAUGCGGCAGUGGGUCUGUGUUGGGCUGCUCAUAAUGUCCUGGAUUGGAGGUCUUAUGCACUCACUGAUUCAAAUGAGCUCUCUUCAUGGGCUCCCAUUCUGUGGUCCCAAUGUCAUUGAUCACUUCUUCUGUGACAUGUACCCCCUUUUGAAGCUUGUCUGUGCUGACACUUAUGUCAUUGGCUUCUUAGUGGCAGCCAAUGGAGGGGUAAUCUGCACUGUUGUGUUUCUGCUCUUGCUUGUUUCUUAUGGUGUUAUCUUGUACUCUCUAAAGAACCUAAGUCAGGAAGGGAGACGAAAAGCCCUCUCCACUUGUGGUUCUCACAUCACUGUGGUGGUCUUCUUCUUUGUCCCCUGUAUUUUCAUGUAUGCAAGACCUGCGAAGACUUUCCCCAUUGAUAAAUCAUUGAGUGUGUUUUAUACAGUCAUAACUCCUAUGCUGAACCCCUUGAUCUAUACUCUGAGAAAUUCAGAGAUGACAAAUGCUAUGAAGAAGCUCUGGAGAAGAAAAGUCAUAUCAGGCAGUAAAUAA